GGUUGUUGUUUCCGCCGGUAUGAAGUGCAGUUGGACUCUGUGGGAAGCGGUUAUCUUACUUGUUGCCACGUCGGAGUAGUCGGUGAAGCCGGGUUUCUUUUAAAAAGGAGGAUUACUCGUGUUGUUCGGGGUUUCAGUCACGGUCAUGGUUUCCGUUAUUAACACUGUGGACACCUCUCACGAGGACAUGAUUCACGAUGCCCAGAUGGACUACUACGGGACUCGGCUCGCCACCUGUUCUUCUGACCGCACCGUCAAGAUCUUUGACGUCAGAAACGGAGGGCAGAUCCUUGUGGCAGACCUCAGAGGCCACGAGGGUCCCGUGUGGCAGGUAGCGUGGGCUCAUCCAAUGUUCGGCAACAUCCUGGCUUCCUGUUCCUACGACCGAAAAGUCAUUAUUUGGAAAGAAGAGAACGGAUCCUGGGACAAGAUGUACGAGUACACCGGACACGAGUCGUCAGUGAACUCAGUCUGCUGGGGUCCAUAUGAGUUUGGUCUAAUCCUGGCCUGUGGCAGUUCAGACGGAGCAAUUUCCCUUCUCACGUUUACUGGAGAUCAGCAGUGGGACGUCAAGAAGAUCAGCAAUGCUCACACUAUCGGCUGCAACGCUGUAAGCUGGGCUCCCGCUAUAGUCCCAGGCAGUUUGAUUGAUCAGCCAUCGGGACAGAAGCCAAACUACGUCAAGCGCUUCGUCUCCGGAGGCUGCGACAACCUGGUCAAACUCUGGAAAGAGGAGGAUGGGCAGUGGAAGGAGGAUCAGAAGCUGGAGGCUCACAGUGAUUGGGUGAGAGAUGUUGGCUGGGCUCCAUCUAUUGGUCUUCCCACCAGCACCAUUGCCAGCUGUUCUCAGGUAACGCUGUGGAAGGAGUCGAUGGAUGGUCAGUGGGCGUGUAUCAGUGAUGUCAGCAAAGGCCAGGGCGCAGUCUCCACCAUCACAGACACACAGCAGAAUGAGCAGUGACCCUCGAAUUAAAACGCACACACCCAUUCCGUGACCCCUGACCCUUCGAUGAUGACCCUCAGCCUUCAGAGAGGAAAGAAUAAACAUGCUGGACAUUUGGACUGAAAACAAGACGCCCACAGGGAUGAAGCCUGGUCUAUAAUCUGAGUUUUAGGCUUCAGCAUGAGUUGGGUGCCUGCUGAAAAUCAACAAGGAGAAUUUAUUAGAGGGAAAGAAACCAUUACAACUCAAAGAAUCACCGCUCUCUGUGUUUUUACUUUAACGUUUAGAAAUCCGGACACAACUUUGUUCGUUUUGUCUUUAGCUUCAUCAAAGUUUAGUUCUUCCUGCUCUACUCCAGAAAUAUUCCACCUCCACUGCUGGAGAACAAAAUUACCAUCACCCUUAAUGCUCCCAGCAUCCUCAGGGGCAGUCGUCCUGACUUUCAACACUUUAUUCUAAUUACUGGUUCACUCAAAUUGGCUUUGAGUGAACCAAGAAAACUAUAAAAACAAAGCAGGUGAGCCCACCUUCACAUCUAAAACAAACUCUCAUGUUCUCAUAGUGAAACAAAACAUGUCUUGACUGCCUGGUUUGGAUUUACAUUUAAUGAUAAGUGGAUAAAUGUUUUAUUUGGUAAUGUUUGCAGACUCUCUUCAGCUGUUAAAUGAAUAAUCUGCCUUAACAACCAUGAAUGGAGCGAUCGUUUUUCUCCAGGUGUAUGAUCACAAUCCAUUGAUUUUCUUUUUCAUGUUUGAUGUAAUUAAAUAACUGUUUAAUAUUAAAA
Messenger RNA from Neolamprologus brichardi, 1727 nucleotides. The record is from RefSeq and is a predicted model, not a curated record. Lineage: Eukaryota; Metazoa; Chordata; Actinopteri; Cichliformes; Cichlidae.